Messenger RNA from Leptinotarsa decemlineata (Colorado potato beetle), 834 nucleotides. Its product is annotated as UDP-glucosyltransferase 2. Lineage: Eukaryota; Metazoa; Arthropoda; Insecta; Coleoptera; Chrysomelidae. The record is from RefSeq and is a predicted model, not a curated record. Gene Ontology annotation, molecular function: UDP-glycosyltransferase activity.
UCAGCUGAAAUGAGAUUCAGAAUUUUAAUAACAAUAGUUGUUUUCUUCAGUCCUGGAAACUCUUCCAGAAUUUUAGGAUUUUUUCCUAUUCCUUCUUUGAGUCAUCAGAGAAUUUUUCAGUCUAUUUGGAAAGAACUCAGUUUACGUGGCCACGAUGUGACAGUUAUAUCACCGAAUGUGCUGAAUGAGCCCGAUUUGAAUAAAUUAAAAGAAAUAGACGUCGGAUUCGUCUACAAAAUGAUGGAGGAAUGGAAUGUAGCCAAGAAAAUCAGCUUAGAAAAUCAUCAAAUGAGAUCCAUCAUGAAUAUUUACACAUUUUUUCAAGAAGUUAUGGACAUCGAGCUCGAACAGAAAGAAGUAAAAUCUAUAACUAAUAAUAAGACUGAAUAUUACGAUGUGAUUCUUGUUCAAUUCAGUCAUAUAUAUCCUUUAGUGCAUGGCAUUGCCUCAAAAUUUGAGAGCCCCCUUAUUGGAAUAUCUUCUAUGGAUUUGUACCUUCAUGCCCAUGAUGCGGUAGGAAAUCCAACCCAUCCACUGGUAGCUCCAGAUAUCAUGCUCAAUCUCCACGGAAAAUUGGGUUUCUUCGAUAAGAUAUCUAGCGUACUCCACAACAUACUAUACAGAAUUCUAUAUUACUGGUACGCCCUUCCAAUGGCAGACAAGGUAGCCAGGAAACAUUUUGGGGAGAAUAUUCCUUACUUGGGAGACGUGGAAAAGAAUAUGAGCCUUGUUCUGACAACAGUCAAUCCAAUCAUUCAUCCUAUCAGGCCUAACGUUCCAAAUAUGAUUGAGAUUAACCAGAUUCACAUCAGAGAAAAGAAGCCACUACCAAAG